AUGGAACCGCAACACCGGCAUCCAACCGAGGAUGGAGGAAGUAACAAAGCAGCCGGGAGUAAUGCUAACAUGCUUCGCAGGAAGAGCAGUACUAGGUGGAUUCCCACUACAGAUCAUAUAAGAAUCCUCAAGGAGCUUUUCUACAACAAGGGAGUUAAGUCCCCAACUAUAGAGCAGAUUCAGAGGAUCUGUCUCCAGCUGAAAUGGUACGGCAAGAUCAAGUUCAAGAACGUCUAUUAUUGGUUCGUGAACCAAAGGGCUCUGGAGAAGCAGAAGAAGAGGUCCACUUCGGAUGUUCAUGUGCCCAUGCAAAGAUCAGGGCUUGUUGGUGAUGACAAUGUUACCAAUUGGAAACAUGAGGAUCAGUAUAUUAACUUUGGAUCUUCUGCACCUGCUUCUGCUUCUUCCGCUGGUGUGAUGAUUGCUUUUAACGGGCAGAUGGGGAACUAUGGCGGUUAUGGAUCUAUGAACAUGGAGAAGAGUGCUAGGGAUUGUUCAAUCUCAGCUGGAGGGGGAACUAGUUCUACUUUCUUUGAACAAACUUUCAUGGAACAAAGAGGAGAAGAUCACCAGGAGAUUGAAACCCUUUCACUGUUUCCCGUGCAUGGUGAGGACAUCUUUGGCAACAUGAAGACUACUUCCGAU
Messenger RNA from Rosa rugosa (rugosa rose), 645 nucleotides. RefSeq names its product protein WUSCHEL-like. The transcript has a single exon. Gene Ontology annotation, molecular function: DNA binding; DNA-binding transcription factor activity. The record is from RefSeq and is a predicted model, not a curated record. The annotation marks the transcript as partial. Gene Ontology annotation, biological process: plant organ development. NCBI's taxonomy places the organism in Eukaryota, Viridiplantae, Streptophyta, Magnoliopsida, Rosales, Rosaceae.